This is a messenger RNA of Manihot esculenta (cassava), 2113 nucleotides long. RefSeq names its product transcription factor ICE1. The transcript has 4 exons. Gene Ontology annotation, cellular component: nucleus. Bases 242 to 1834 code for a protein of 530 amino acids. Gene Ontology annotation, molecular function: protein dimerization activity; DNA-binding transcription factor activity; sequence-specific DNA binding. The record is from RefSeq and is a predicted model, not a curated record. Lineage: Eukaryota; Viridiplantae; Streptophyta; Magnoliopsida; Malpighiales; Euphorbiaceae. Gene Ontology annotation, biological process: regulation of DNA-templated transcription.
CAGAAUCAGAUAAGACAUACAGGCUACGGAGGCAGCGCUCUCCAUUCGUUUUAGUAAAAAGUACUUUAAAUAAAAUUUGUUCAAACUUCGAUUCUCCAAAAAUUUCCUUUCCUUUCAAACCAUGACGCCACUGUUCUAGCCUUCUCCUUUCUUCCAUAACCGCUUCUCUCUCUCUCUCUCUCUCUCUCUCUCUCUCGCCCUCGCUCUUUUUCUCCUCUUGAAGCAAUACCGUAAUCCAGACAUGGUUCUCGGAGCCAACGGCGUCGUUUGGAUGGAUGGAGUAGGAGGAGGUGCUGCAGCAGCAGUGGAAGAAGAAGAUGAAGACGCUGUUUCUUCAUGGACCAGACACCAUAAUAACGAUAAUGAGAUUGAGCCUAAAGAUGAGGAUUUGGGUAUCAAUGCUUCUCUUUCUUCCUUCAAAUCUAUGCUUGAAACUGACUGGUAUGAUAUCAACCCAUCUUCUCACCAUGACCUCCAUAAUCUCCAAAAUCACCAUGAUAUCAGAGACCUUGCUUUCUGUCCUAACCCUGCUCCUGAAAACCUUCUCUUACAGCCAAUGGACUCUUCCUCUUCUUGCUCUCCUUCACAGGCCUUUAAUCUAGACCCAGCACAGUCUCACCAGCCUUUUUUGCCACCCAAAUCGUGCUUCUCUUCCCUUCUCAAUGUCACAAACCCUUUUGACAAUAGCUUCGAUCUGGGGUGCGAAACUUCUUUCCUCGGCCAAUACCAGCCGAAUCAGGCUCCUAAUUUGAUGGGUUUUAGUGGACCCGAGUUCCAAGCUCCUCAUUUGCUUCCGGCGCCUGAUAAUGCUGCGGCAGUUGGAGGUUCUGGGUUUGGUAAUGUGGGACUUGAGGGUUUUGAUGGUUCUACCGGGAAUGCUCUGUUUUUGAGCAGGGCUAAGGUUUUGAGGCCACUUGAGGUUUUGCCUCCAGUUGGUUCACCGCCUACUCUAUUUCAGAAGCGAGCUAUGUUAAGGCAAAGUGGGGAUAAGUUGGGGAAUUUGGAGGUACCAGGGCUGAGAUAUGGAGGAGAAAUGGGAGGGAAUUGGGGAGAAAUGGAGAGGAAGAGAAAGAAGUGUGAAGAAGGUGAAAUUGAUGAAGGGAGCUUCGAUGUUUCGGGUUUGAAUUAUGAUUCUGAUGAGCACAAUGGAGACGGUAAGAUGGAAGAGAGUGUGAAGAAUAACGGUGGAAGCAAUUCGAAUGCCAAUAGCACUGUCACUGGUGGCGGUGGUGCUGAUCAGAAGGGGAAGAAGAAGGGGAUGCCGGCAAAAAAUUUGAUGGCUGAGAGAAGGAGAAGAAAGAGGCUUAAUGAUAGACUUUACAUGCUUAGAUCUGUUGUCCCCAAGAUUAGCAAGAUGGAUAGAGCUUCAAUACUUGGGGAUGCCAUUGAUUACUUGAAGGAGCUUCUGCAAAGGAUCAAUGAUCUUCAUAAUGAAUUGGAGUCAACACCACCCGGUCCCUUGUUGCCUCAAUCUACGAGUAUUCAUCCCCUGACUCCGACACCUCCCACCCUUCCUAACCGUGUGAAGGAAGAACUAUGCCCUAGCUCGUUGUCAAGCCCUAAAAACCAACCUGCAAAGGUGGAAGUUAGAGUGAGGGAAGGAAGGGCAGUAAAUAUCCACAUGUUUUGUGCCCGCAGACCAGGUUUAUUGCUCUCCACUAUGAGGGCUUUGGACAACCUUGGUUUGGACAUUCAACAGGCUGUCAUCAGUUGUUUCAAUGGAUUUGCACUGGAUGUGUUUCGAGCUGAGCAAUGCAGAGAAGGUCAGGAUGUGUUACCAGAGCAAAUCAAAGCAGUACUUCUUGAUUCAGCUGGCUUUCAUGGAAUGAUGUAACUCGGCAGUUUGUAUAUAUGCAAAUCAUCAUAUCUACAAACCGAGGCACUAACUGUAGUUCUCUGGCUUGAAGUAGUCUGUAAAUGGAGUUGCUGCUCAAUUUGCAUUUGAUAAAAAGAGUGUAUACAUGACUACUGUCAUCAUACACCUGGUGAGAUUUGUAGGUUGGACAAUCAUCAUUAGGAGACAUAUGCUUCAAAAGCAACAGGAUCGUUAUGUUGUUGUUUUUCAGUAAUUUUUGCUCUAGAAUAAAACAUCCUUUUAAGAUUUUUUUUUUUC